AUGCUAUCAAGAAACGUUCAAAGAGUAUUCGUACUUCUAUCAUGUACAUUUUUAGGUUUAAUUUGUGGAACAGUAUACUUAUAUAGCUCAUAUUCACCACAAUUGGCUAAGAAAUUAAACUAUACAGCAACAGAAAGUUCCAAAAUAGCAUUAUUUGCAACUUUAGGCACAGGGAUAGCAGGUCCUGUCUCUGGAUAUGUUGUUGAUCAAAAGGGUUAUACGUCUUCAUUAAUUAUUGGUGGGGUCUUAAUAAUUUCAGGUUAUAUUGGACUUAAAUAUCAAUACGAUACUUCAUUAAGUUAUGUAAAUUUAUCAAGUCUUUUUUUAUUUAGCAUUGGUUCAGGUUCAACUUUUAUAAAUUCAGGAUGUUUAAAAUGUUGUGCAGUGGGGUUUCCAAGUAUUAGGGGGGUUGCUACUUCAUUGCCUUUGGCGUUAUAUGGCUUAAGUGCUCUAUUUUAUUCUGUAAUUGGUUCAGUUUUUUAUCUGGCAAAUAUAUCAAAUUUUUUAGGAUUCUUAGGUAGGUCCAUAACUAUUAUUUUUAUUAUUUGUUUACCUAGUGUUUAUUUGGCUGAUAAGGAGCAUAAAUUAAAGAAAGCUGUUAAUUUCAAAAAUACAUCUACCACUGCUGAUGUUCAUGAAAAAGAGGUCAACGAAGAGAAUUCCAACAUUUUGAAAAACUAUAAAUUUUGGUUUUUAUUUAUCAUCACUGGAUUAUUAGCAUCUUUAGGUCAAAUGUACAUUUACUCAGUUGGUUAUGUAGUUAAAUCAUUAGUCAAUUAUGCAUCCACUUCGGGCAAUCUAGUACCUGAACAAUCAUCAUCAUCACUGGACACCGUAUUGUCGCAAGAUAAGAUAGAUCUCAUUGUACAACAACAACAACAGAUUCAAGUAGGAACAAUUUCAAUUGCAAAUUGUAUUGGAAGAAUAGUAUCAGGCAUUCUAGGAGAUAUAAUAGUUCAGUCGUUUCAAAAACCAAGAUCAUGGCUACUAGUAGUACCAUCAAUUGGAUUAACAGCUAUACAAUUAAUCAACUACUUCACAGAAAGCUUCAAAAGCUUAUCAAUCAACUCAUUUAUAAUUGGUUUCACUUAUGGCUUUACAUUCUGUAUCAUGCCAAUUAUAACUGGUGAUUUAUUUGGUAUGAAGAACUUUUCAUUAAAUUGGGGAAUCAUAAGUUUGUCGCCAAUUCUUCCAACCUAUAUCUUUACUAAUUAUUUUGGAAAAGAGUAUGAUUUCAAUUCACAAAAAGUUACUACCAUGAGUACCACCAGCACCACUAAUGAAGUCACUGGAUGUUCAAUAGGUAAUCAAUGUUAUAACAAAAUUUUCAAAGUUACUUUUUUAGCCGGUUUGCUAUCACUUAUUUUAAUUGUAAUUUUCAAUUUUAAAAGUCGAAGGAAAACCAAAAUGCUAUCCUUACUAGAUCUUAGAUCAAAUAAUUAUAUAGAGAAACCUAAAUAG
Lodderomyces jiufengensis is the source of this 1461-nucleotide messenger RNA. RefSeq lists its product as uncharacterized. The coding region runs from base 1 to 1461 and encodes 486 amino acids. Lineage: Eukaryota; Fungi; Ascomycota; Pichiomycetes; Serinales; Debaryomycetaceae. The record is from RefSeq and is a predicted model, not a curated record. The transcript has a single exon. Gene Ontology annotation, cellular component: membrane.